Molecule: messenger RNA, 1293 nt
Organism: Condylura cristata (star-nosed mole)
Lineage: Eukaryota; Metazoa; Chordata; Mammalia; Eulipotyphla; Talpidae
Product: caspase-1-like
Exons: 10
Coding region: 5-1219 (404 amino acids)
Biological process (GO): proteolysis; regulation of apoptotic process
Cellular component (GO): protein-containing complex
Molecular function (GO): cysteine-type endopeptidase activity; caspase binding
Source: RefSeq, a predicted model, not a curated record
AGCCAUGGCGCAGGAGGCUCUCCGGGGGAAGAGGAGACAGUUCAUCCGUUCAGUGGGCUCAGGUACCAUCAACGGCUUGCUGGAUGAGCUCUUAGAUAGAAGAGUGCUGAACCAGGAGGAGAUGGAGAAAAUAAGAGAUGAAAAUUCUACCGUCAUGGAUAAAGCACGAGCUUUGAUGGACAAUGUCAUUCGGAAGGGGCCCCAGGCUUGCCAGAUUUGCAUUGAUUUUAUUUGUGAAGAGGACUCCCACCUGGCAGGGACACUGGGGAUCUCCUCAGGUCUACAAUCUGGAAAUUCUCAAACUACACAAGAACACCAAGUACUGGUUUCUACCUUCGCAGAUCUGCGGACAGUGCAGGACAACGCAGCUCCAAUUUUACCUUCAGGGACAGCAGAGGGCCUCAAGCUGUGUCCCUUACAGAAAGCCCAAAGUAUAAAGAAAGAAAAGGAAACACAGAUAUAUCCGAUAAUGGAAAAGUCAGGCCGCACACGCCUUGCCCUCAUCAUCUGCAAUACAGAGUUUGACAGUCUUUCCAAAAGAAAUGGAGCUGACACUGAUAUCAGAAACAUGAAGACACUGCUGGGAAGUCUGGGGUACAGCGUGGCUGUGUUAGAAAAUCUGACUGCUUCGGACAUGAAGAGAGAGUUGGUGGCAUUUGCUGCCCGCCCCGAGCACCGGACCUCAGACAGCACUUUUCUGGUGUUCAUGUCCCAUGGUGUUCGUGAAGGCAUUUGUGGGACAAAAUACUCUCAAGAAAACCCAGAUAUAUUAGAUGUCCACACGAUCUUUCAAACCUUAAAUGCCGUGCACUGUCCAAAUUUGACGGAUAAACCCAAGGUGAUCAUUAUCCAGGCCUGCCGUGGUGAGGGACAAGGAAUGACCUGGGUAAAAGAUUCAGCAGAAGUUUCUGACAACAUUUCUCCUGUAAGACCUGAAGAGUUUGAGGAUGAUGCUAUUAAGAAAGCCCAUAUAGAGAAGGAUUUCAUUGCUUUCUGCUCUUCCACACCAGAUAAUGUUUCCUGGAGACAUCCUGCACUUGGCUCUCUCUUUAUUAUGAAACUCAUAGAAAAAUUUCAAGAAUAUGCCUGGUGUGAUGACCUGGAGGAAAUAUUCCGAAAGGUUCGGUUUUCCUUUGAGAUGCCAGAAGGCAGGGCACAGAUGCCCACCGCUGAAAGAGUGACUUUGACAAGACUUUUCUACCUCUUUCCAGGACUCUAAGAUGCCAGGAGUCUGUUAUGCUGCACCUGCUCUUGGAAACAUGUCUGCAGGUGACAUUACUUCAAACAUUCCAG